Messenger RNA from Eurytemora carolleeae, 814 nucleotides. RefSeq lists its product as uncharacterized. Lineage: Eukaryota; Metazoa; Arthropoda; Copepoda; Calanoida; Temoridae. The record is from RefSeq and is a predicted model, not a curated record.
AGAGAUGGAGGACUGGUUGGUGAAGGCCGAGGGCACCUGGGUCCUAGCCGAAGGAUUUAACAAUUUCCUUGGAAAGGUUAUGCAUGAUGAGGCUUGGCCUAGUGACGGACGCGUGGCAAUGCUACGCUUGAUGGCCUACGGUGCUGGAGAAGACGACAUUGUUCUAAUCCUCCACAUGGAUCGUAAAGAUCAUUUACUAAUGAACUACGCACAAAAGUUUGACCGUCUUCCAACAAAGGAACAAGAAGCACUGACACUCCUGUUUUGUAAUCUGUUUGAGACUGCUAGUGCAAGUGAAUGGUUGUUAUAUAUAUCUGAAUGGGACGCCCCUGGAGGGGGUCUACCCCUCUCUUUGGAAAAUCAGCGGAUUCUGGAGGAGAAGCGAAAUUUUCUAAACAAAGAUGAAAAGAAAACGAAGAAGAAGAAAUAUGAUGAAAGAAUUGGAAGGAAAGGGAGGGUAGGGGAGGGAAAGGAAGAAGAAAGAAAGAAAACGGAGAAAGCUGAAAAGAAAGCUGAAGAGAAAGCAGUAGCUGCCGGGCAGAGUGCCAGUAAUUCUCAUAGUUUUAAACCACUCAGGAAUCUUUCAGAGCAGAGAAACCCAAGUCAUCCCGGCAUAUUAAGAAGUAUCUCGUGUGAGCUACCUGAUCCCGUCCUAGCUACCCCUGCCGGCCAACUCUUUAGAAACAAGUCGCUGAAACGAGUUUCAUUUGACGAGCGUCGAGAAAUUAUCAACGAAGAAUCUCGGUGUCCAACUCCUGUAGAUCAAUCUGAGGAAGAUCUUCCACCCCUUGAGGAGAUAAAAACUUCAUUAGAG